UUUAUUGUUAUGAUUGUAUUAUUAAUAAAGAUUGAAUAUAUAUUUAAAAUGGAAGAUAUUGAAUCAGGAGAUGAAAACGUCUCUUCUAAAAAUACAUUACCCAAGAAUCUGGAUCAACAAACAGUAACAAAUUCUCAAUUAGAUUCAAAAGAUAAAAAAGUGGACUGUUUAUUAAAAGCGGCUGGGGAUGCUCCCAUCAUGAAAAAAAGGAGAUGGAAUGUUGAUGGAGUUAAACCAGUAAGUUAUAUUAUAGAAUUUAUAAAGAAGUACAUUAAAUGUGAACCAUCUGAAUCGUUGUUCGUGUAUGUAAACCAGACUUUUGUACCAUCUCCUGAUCAGACAUUAAACAAUCUUUAUGAAUGUUUUGGUACAGAUGGAAAACUUGUUCUGCAUUAUUGCAAAUCUGAGGCUUGGGGUUAAAAAGAACGUUUUUUUCUUUUUAUUUUAUUAGUGAAUAUAUAUAAGUAAAAAUAAAUAUAUAUAUAUAAGUAAAAAUAAAUUGUAAAAAAUUGUAAUUAAAUCUUUUUUAAAACUUUUUUGUUGUUGCUGUUGC
Hydra vulgaris (swiftwater hydra) is the source of this 553-nucleotide messenger RNA. Its product is annotated as autophagy protein 12-like. Lineage: Eukaryota; Metazoa; Cnidaria; Hydrozoa; Anthoathecata; Hydridae. Gene Ontology annotation, biological process: autophagy of mitochondrion; nucleophagy; autophagosome assembly. The record is from RefSeq and is a predicted model, not a curated record. Gene Ontology annotation, cellular component: phagophore assembly site membrane; Atg12-Atg5-Atg16 complex; cytoplasm.